Messenger RNA from Catharus ustulatus (Swainson's thrush), 3925 nucleotides. RefSeq names its product activin A receptor type 1C (gene ACVR1C). Gene Ontology annotation, biological process: activin receptor signaling pathway; cellular response to growth factor stimulus; nervous system development. The record is from RefSeq and is a predicted model, not a curated record. Gene Ontology annotation, cellular component: plasma membrane; activin receptor complex. NCBI's taxonomy places the organism in Eukaryota, Metazoa, Chordata, Aves, Passeriformes, Turdidae. Bases 1071 to 2399 code for a protein of 442 amino acids. The transcript is spliced from 9 exons. Gene Ontology annotation, molecular function: ATP binding; activin receptor activity, type I.
CAGGGAUGGGGACACAGGCUCCUUGGGGCAGGAGGGUUGCACAGGUGAGGAGCUCUGUGUGAGGCACAGCAGGGGUGUGACACUGGGUUUGUCACCUGCCCUGCUCAGGGGGAUGGCAGUGGAAAGAGCCUGGAUCUCCCCAAGGACAGGUUCAAAAGGGGCCAGGCUCCUCCCCUGGUUCCACGAGAGCUGAAGCAGCACAGGUGCCAGACACCUGUAUUUUGGAGGUUGUAUUCCAUCCUCUUUCUGCUCUGGUAACAAAGGGCUCUGGAUGGACACAAACGCUCUUGAAAACAGGGUCAGGGAUUUGCAUCUGGUUUGUGAUUUCUGUCCAUUUGUGAUUUCUGUCCAUUUUUCUACAUGAGAAGUCAGCCAGCAGCACAGGCUGAGGAACAGCUCAGGUCUGAGGAACCUGAGGCUUCUGCUUUUGUAGAAUUAUGUUUAAAAGUGGUCUGUGAAAGUCUUCUGUGAGGGAAGUGUCUUGUCUUUCACAAAACUCCAACUCUGAUCGUGUCUCUGAGUAGAUUCAGCUCCACUUUCCCUUUUCCCCUGUGUGGGGCAGGAUUGGGUGGUGCAGAGCCCUUGUCAUUCUGGCAGUGGCUCGGGGUGAGGGUCCAGAGCUGCCCAGCCAUCCCCAGCUCUCCCCGUGUUUGCAGAGCUCAGAGCUGCUCGGGAUGUGCAGGGACAGUUUUGAUCAGCUCUGCUCCCAAAUAAUCUGCAAGUACAGAGUAUGGAUAAAGCUGUCAGUUAUCCAGUGCAGAUGAUGUAAUAAAGACAAUUUUCCACUUUAUUUUUAGACUGUGAGAAAGGGAGAAAAACACCAAAAUGACGUGUCUAAAGCCCUGAAGACACUUGCAACAGUCUUGGACUCAUUUCCUCAAUGAUGCUUUUAUUUUGCAGUUUUGGUGAUGAUGUGUCUGUUUUCCUUCUGCUAGAUCACUAAUUUAUUUGGGUCUGACGAGUCUUGCUCCUGGCAGCAGCCGUAGGAGCAGGGCCUGCAGUGCGUGUGCCAGCUGUGCGAGCACACCAACUUCACGUGCCAGACGGAGGGCGCCUGCUGGGCCUCGGUCAUGCUGACCAACGGGCGCGAGGAGGUGGUCAAGUCCUGCGUGUCCCUGCCCGAGCUGCAGGCUCAGGUCUUCUGCCACAGCUCCAAGAACGUCACCAAGACCGAGUGCUGCUACACCGACUUCUGCAACAACAUCACACUGCGCCUGCCGCUCGUGUCGGAGGCCGCAGGCCGCGCAGGCCGGCGCUCGGCGGUGCUGGCGGUCACGGUGGCGGUGCCGGUGUGCGCGGUGCUGCUGGCGCUGCUGGUGGCCUGCACGGCGCGGGGCUGGCGGCGCCGCGGGACCAAGCCACCCAACGUGGAGGAGCCGCUGUGCGAGGGCAGCCUGGUGGGCUCGGGGAAGACGCUGAAGGAUCUCAUCUACGACAUGACCACCUCCGGCUCCGGCUCCGGUCUGCCUCUGCUGGUGCAGAGAACCAUCGCCAGGACCAUUGUCCUGCAGGAGAUUGUGGGCAAAGGACGCUUUGGAGAAGUCUGGCGUGGGAAGUGGUGCGGGGAGGAUGUGGCCGUGAAAAUCUUCUCCUCCCGAGACGAGCGGUCCUGGUUCCGGGAGGCAGAGAUUUACCAGACAGUCAUGCUGAGGCACGAGAACAUCCUGGGCUUCAUUGCUGCUGACAACAAGGAUAACGGGACGUGGACUCAGCUCUGGCUUGUCUCCGAGUACCACGAGCAGGGCUCCCUGUUUGACUACCUGAACAGAGGCACGGUGACCGUGGAGGGCAUGGUCAGGCUGGCACUCUCAGUGGCCAGUGGCCUGGCCCACCUGCACAUGGAGAUCGUUGGCACCCAAGGGAAGCCGGCGAUCGCACACCGGGACCUGAAAUCCAAGAACAUCCUGGUGAAGAGGAACGAGACCUGCGCCAUCGCCGACCUGGGGCUGGCGGUGAAGCACGACUCGGUGCUCAACACCAUCGACAUUCCCCAGAACCCCCGCGUGGGCACCAGGAGGUACAUGGCCCCCGAGAUCCUGGACGACGCGAUGAACGUCAACAUCUUUGAGUCCUUCAAGCGUGCGGACAUUUACUCGCUGGGGCUGGUGUACUGGGAGAUAGCCCGGAGGUGCUCUGUUGGAGGAGUCACUGAGGAGUACCAGCUGCCUUACUACGACCUUGUGCCUUCUGAUCCUUCCAUAGAGGACAUGAGAAGGGUUGUCUGUGAACAGAAGCUCAGACCAAGUAUUCCAAACCAGUGGCAAAGCUGCGAGGCUCUGCGGGUGCUGGGCCGGGUGAUGCGCGAGUGCUGGCGCUCCAGCGGUGCCGCCCGUCUCACCGCGCUGCGCGUCAAGAAGACCAUCUCCCAGCUCUGCGUGCCCGAGGACUGCAAGGCCUGAGAGCUGCCCGUGGAGCACAGGGCAGGGCGUGCUGCUGGCCAUCUUCCCACCUGUGAUAGUAUUUUUGUUUCUGCUCUACCUCAGAUGAUGUGGCUCGGUGCUGCCGCGGGACGAGGCAGCUCGGGACUCGCCGUUCGGGUUUGGCACAGCAAGUCCGUGACUUGCUUUGGGUUUUUUGAGUAAAUCAGACACCAGUGAAUCGCAGGGAGGAGCUUAAAGCAUCAUGACAGUGUAAAAAUACUUUUUGCUGUUGUGCUUUUCAUCCUUGUCAGACCCCAAACGUCCUGGAAGUGUCUGGUGUUGGUCAAAGCCUGUUUGUGAGACAAACCUCAUGUUCUGUCCUCAAACCAAGUAAUAGACCAAAUUAACCCAGCUUUUAACCUGGUAUUUUUGUUUUUGUUUUUGUUUUUUUUUUCAGGGAUCUGAAAAAGGGUUGUCAGUAAAUGCAUUUUGAACUACUAUAUUUAUAAUUAACCAAGCAGUUGAAAAGAUGGAAAUUCCACUGAGUGUGUACACUGUGAACAAAACCAUAGAGUCAGUUCCCUAUUAACAUUUAUUUUUAUUGUCCAGUUUCACAUACAAUAUCAUGGUUAAAAUUUGAGUUGUUUUACUCUGUCUUUUGUUCAUCGAACAGAUCAAUCAAGGGACAAGUUUUCCUUUUAACAGUUAGUAGGAAAAAUAACAGAGGCAAUACUUUUCUGUUAGCUGUGAAAGAAUGGAACAGGAGAAAUUCUACCUAAAAUGAGAAAAUAUUUAUUUUUAACAAUCUCUUUCCACUCAUUGGCAGCAAUUUUUUAGUGCCUUUUUGAUGUAUUAUGGGGAAGCUUUAACAAAAGCCAGUGCAGCCUGUUCAGUGGUUUCUUACAGAAUUCUGCCCACAGCACCAGGCUGGUGAUGAAUAUGAACAUUUCUGACCAGGUUUCUGUAUCACAAGCCAGCAAAGUGAGUUUGGGUUAAAAUUCAACAGAGCUCUGGCAUCUUGUGGAUUUUGGCCCACUCCGUGGCCCACGUAUUUGAAUAUAGUGUUGGAAUAUUUUUAAUAGGCAAAAUUUUACAUUUCAUAGUCUUGUGGUUCUUUAAAUCCAGCUGGCCCAUGGAAACGAAUCCCAAAGAUGUUUCCAGAAUAGCAAAGCGUUGCAGAAAUCUGAUGUGACCCCUGCAGUUCGUGGCAGCUGUUGGCUGAUCACGGUGUGCCAGAUCAGUCUUUGGGGCAGAAUGUCUUGAUGGGAACUAUUUCGGGGAAGAAUGUGUUAAACUUUUACUGAGUGCGGUGACCAGCAGUGCCAUUACUCGGUGGUCAGCAGUGCCAUUACUCGGUGGUCAGCAGUGCCAUCACUCGGGUUCCACCCUGAUGUCCUCAUCUGCAGGACACUGCUGUCCUCGGUGGCUGUUAAUUGCCCAUGAAUAGCCUUUGAUGCAAUUUACCCCUGAACAGUCUUUGAUGCAAUUUACCCCUGAAUAGCCUUUGAUGCAAUUUACCCCGGCACAGAACUCGGUCGCUGCUGGUCCUGCAGGGCUUUGUGUGC